Molecule: messenger RNA, 1668 nt
Organism: Harmonia axyridis
Lineage: Eukaryota; Metazoa; Arthropoda; Insecta; Coleoptera; Coccinellidae
Gene: Ing3
Product: inhibitor of growth protein 3
Exons: 8
Coding region: 371-1564 (397 amino acids)
Biological process (GO): regulation of DNA-templated transcription
Cellular component (GO): NuA4 histone acetyltransferase complex
Source: RefSeq, a predicted model, not a curated record
ACGUCAUAGAAUAUCCCUCUAGGAGUUAAAAAAAUAUUGCCCGUAUUUAAAUCAGGUGAACUAGGUGGCAACGUUUUUUUUAAUGUGUACUUUAUUCAUGAACUAUUAUCACUUUGCUAAAUGAAAAACACGAAGAACUCUUGUUAAAACUAGGAAGCUGUGAUAAUAUAAUAUUCUCUGAACCUCACAUGUUGAUAUGUCAAAUUUUAGAAAGAAAUAGUUCUGUGUCAAUCUGUCAAAAUUUCUAGGUUAUUGUUAUUCUUAUUCAUUUGUUUGUGAAUGAGAAAACUAGUGAACUUGUUACCCCAAUAAAAAACUGAUUAAUUAUAUUUGUAUUAGUAGCUUUAAAAGAACAGCCUCAAUAAUAAUCAUGUUGUAUUUAGAAGAUUAUUUGGAGAUGAUAGAACAUCUACCUCAAGAAUUGAGAGAUCGGUUUACAGAGAUGAGAGAGAUGGAUUUAUCUGUUCAAAAUAAUAUGGAUGAUAUGGAGAAACGGGUUAGAGUUUUCUUUAACGAAUGUAAACGAUAUCAAAACAGUGAUCUUCCACCAAAUCUUGAACAAGAAUUCAAAUCAAUCAGAAAAGAAUAUUACAAAACAUUAGAAGAUGCUGAUGAAAAGGUGCAUUUAGCUAAUCAAAUGUAUGAAUUAGUAGAUAAGUACUUGAGGAGACUAGAUACAGAACUGCACAAGUUCAAGUGUGAAUUGGAGGCAGAUAAUAAAGGUAUCACUGAGGUUUUAGAAAAACGAUCUUUGGAGUUGGAUGUUCCAGUGUCAACAUCUAAUAUAUCAGCACAGCAGCAGAAAGAAAAUAGAUAUGAAAGUUUUAGGUAUCGCCCGAGGGCAGAAAAGCGGAGAGACAGUAACAACUCUUUGCCUUCAUAUGUUGAAAAAAGACAGACCAUUGCACCCUCAUCUAUAAUUGAAACAAGACAUUCCAAUGUAUCUCAAGCAGCACCUGUUUCUUCCAAUAAUGUAGCAUAUAACUUGGGUCAUAUUGGUGCUGGGCCUGCAAUUGCUGCUGCGGCUUCACAAGCUAUCGCUGCCACUCAACAGAUGCAACAAGGAAGGAGAACUGCAAGUUUAAAAGCGUCCUAUGAAGCUAUUAAUACCGGUGGACAUGGCCAUGAAUUUAGUAUCGGUAGAGAGUUAGCAGGAGCAGCUCAAACUGCCAUUCAGGCUAUACAGCAAGAUCAUGCAAAUAACCGUAAAAAACAAAAGAAGUGGUCGAGCAAUAGUAUGUCAAGCUCUUCGGCAUCCUCCUCAACAGUACAAGCCAUCAUUCCUCAACCUGUUGCUGUGGCCCCUGUCGAGCCCCCACCAGUUGAUAAUUCUCUGCAAAAUGCAGAAGUGACAGAUGGAGAAUGGACCUAUGAUCCUAAUGAACCUAGAUACUGUCUCUGUAACCAGGUUUCUUAUGGCGAUAUGGUUGCGUGUGACAAUGAAGAUUGUCCAUCGGAAUGGUUCCAUUAUCCAUGUGUGGGAAUUACAGCACCCCCAAAGGGGAAGUGGUAUUGUCCAGGGUGCACUUCCUCCAUGAAACGCAGAGGCGGUAGAAAGAAUUAAGUCAUUUGUUGUGUAAGUGUAGUUGUCAAAUAUUAGAAUUAUAUCCAAGCCCUUGUCCACCCCCUUAUUUUUUUAUAUUACAGCAAUAAAAAAAUUAUGUUUGA